AUGUCGGAACCCGUUGAUCAGUUAUUAAAAACGUACCUUCAGUCAUGUGAUUAUUCAAUUGAUUCCUCUUCCAGGAAGAAAGCACUUGAAAUGUCAUGUUUGUGUUGCCAUGUUUAUGGUGGUGAAGGACAUCUUCCUGAUGGUUGGCUCGUAUGCACUCGUGAAGUUGAGGGACUUAAAAAAAGGGACGAGAGUUGCGGUUUUCGAUCUGAAUUGUACACAAAUGGUUCCAAAUAUGUACUCGCCUUUGCGGGAGUUCACGACAACCGAAGCGCUUUUGAAAGUGCGCUGCAAUUAGUUGGAAAAUCGGAUGCGUACAAGUUAGCAGCGGCAAAUGCGGCGUUGGUGGUUUCCGCUUUUGGAUUAUCAAAUGUUUCAUUCACGGGGCAUUCGCUUGGCGGUGGUUUGGCGACUGCAGCUGCUGUUUUUACCGGCGCUCCCGCCAUUACCUUCAAUCCCGCUUGGCUUUCAUCAUCCACAAGAUCCGAGUUGUUAAAAUUCCCUUCGGUUGAGGUAAUUAAUUAUGUUAUUUUUGCCGAAGCGCUUGAUGUGUUCCAACGACAUCCGCAACUUCUGAACUCCGUCCCUGCUGGAGCUUUUUUUGCUGGACUUCUCAGUAACAGCAAAAUUCAACAGUUUGGCACAUUUAAAUAUAUUUACUGUAAAGUUAUACAUGACAGGCCACAUUAUAUUGAUGCUCACCUCAUAGAGACAAUUAUUGAGGAAUUACGGAAGGAAAAUGGAGAAAAAAUUUCAGCUUCCGACCUGGCCGCUUCAUCACUCCAUGAAGAUGUUAUGGGAGGUAUGGCACAACUUGUGCAACAAAAGAUGUCAGUUAUUAUGGAAGUUGUUGCGUCUGUCAUGUCAAAGCAAUUUUCUGCCGGAGGGUUCGGUUCUUCAUGA
Molecule: messenger RNA, 903 nt
Organism: Trypanosoma brucei brucei TREU927
Lineage: Eukaryota; Euglenozoa; Kinetoplastea; Trypanosomatida; Trypanosomatidae
Product: phospholipase A1, putative
Exons: 1
Coding region: 1-903 (300 amino acids)
Source: RefSeq, a predicted model, not a curated record